Messenger RNA from Cynocephalus volans (Philippine flying lemur), 1569 nucleotides. It is a transcript of the gene SLC17A5, whose product is annotated as solute carrier family 17 member 5. Gene Ontology annotation, biological process: transmembrane transport; monoatomic anion transport. The coding region runs from base 18 to 1526 and encodes 502 amino acids. Lineage: Eukaryota; Metazoa; Chordata; Mammalia; Dermoptera; Cynocephalidae. Gene Ontology annotation, molecular function: transmembrane transporter activity. The record is from RefSeq and is a predicted model, not a curated record. Gene Ontology annotation, cellular component: membrane. The transcript has 12 exons.
UGUCCCCCGUAGGCGACAUGAAAUCCCCGGGUCCAGGCCGGGCCAUGAACGAUGGCGAGGACAGCACGGACAGCACGCCCCUCCUGCGGGGCGCCCCGCGGGCCGAAGCCGCCUCUGAGGAUACUCAUCAAGCUCCAGUGUGCUGCUCUGCUCGUUACAAUUUAGCAAUUUUGGCCUUUUUUGGUUUCUUCGUUCUCUAUGCAUUACGAGUGAAUCUGAGUGUUGCAUUAGUGGAUAUGGUAGAUUCAAAUACAACUUCAGAAGAUAAUAGAACUUCUAAGGAGUGUGCAGAGCAUUCUACCCCCAUAAAAGUUCUUCGUAAUCAAACAGAUAAAAGGUACCAAUGGGAUGCAGAAACUCAAGGAUGGAUUCUCGGUUCUUUUUUUUAUGGCUACAUCAUCACACAGAUUCCUGGAGGAUAUAUUGCCAGCAAAGUAGGGGGGAAACUGCUGCUAGGAUUUGGGGUCCUCGGCACCGCUAUCUUCACCCUGUUCACUCCCCUUGCUGCAGAUUUAGGAGUUGGACCUCUCAUUGUACUCAGAGCACUAGAAGGACUAGGAGAGGGAGUUACAUUUCCAGCCAUGCAUGCCAUGUGGUCUACCUGGGCUCCCCCUCUUGAAAGAAGCAAGCUUCUUAGCAUUUCAUAUGCAGGAGCACAGCUUGGGACAGUAAUUUCUCUUCCUCUUUCUGGAAUAAUUUGCUACUAUAUGAAUUGGACUUAUGUCUUCUACUUUUUUGGUACGGUUGGAAUAUUUUGGUUUAUUUUAUGGAUCUGGUUAGUUAGUGAUACACCAGAAACUCACAAGAGAAUCUCCCAUUAUGAGAAGGAAUACAUUCUUUCAUCAUUAAAAAAUCAGCUUUCUUCACAGAAGUCAGUGCCUUGGAUACCCAUGUUAAAAUCACUACCACUUUGGGCUAUUGUAGUUGCACAUUUUUCUUACAACUGGACUUUUUACACUUUAUUGACAUUAUUGCCUACUUAUAUGAAGGAGAUCUUAAGGUUUAAUGUUCAAGAGAAUGGGUUUUUAUCUGCGGUUCCUUAUUUUGGCAGUUGGUUAUGUAUGAUCCUGUCUGGUCAAGCUGCCGACAAUUUAAGGGCAAAAUGGAACUUUUCAACUAUAUGGGUUCGAAGAGUUUUUAGCCUUAUAGGAAUGAUUGGACCUGCAGUAUUCCUGGUAGCUGCUGGAUUUAUAGGCUGUGAUUAUUCUUUGGCUGUUGCAUUCCUAACCAUAUCAACAACACUGGGAGGCUUUUGCUCUUCUGGAUUUAGCAUCAACCAUUUGGAUAUUGCUCCUUCGUAUGCUGGUAUACUCCUGGGCAUCACAAAUACAUUUGCCACUAUUCCAGGAAUGGUUGGGCCUGUCAUUGCUAAAAGUCUUACCCCUGACAACACUGUUAGAGAAUGGCAAACUGUCUUCUGUAUCGCUGCUGCUAUUAAUGUGUUUGGCGCCAUGUUCUUUACACUAUUUGCCAAAGGCGAAGUGCAAAACUGGGCUCUCAGUGAACACCACAGACACAGAAACUAAAGGAGCCAGUAAAUAACCCUGUCUGUAUUAAUGUAUUUUUAUA